AUGAAAAAAGUUUUAAAGAAAGAACUUCAACCAAUCGAAGCAUCAGUGAGCUUCUGUUGUACAAAAAUUGAUGAUCUUUCCAAAAUUGUGGAAGCUCAAAACGAACAUAUCCAGGAAUUAGAAAAGAAGUACAACUACCUUCAUAACGAAAAAACCCAUCUUGAGCUUGAAAUGAGCUCACUGAAACAAUAUCUACGUGAUAUUGAACAGCGUUUAGACAAUGUGAUAGAAGUGAUAGGUAUUCCUAAAGCUAAAGACGAAAACCUUGUGAACAUAUCUCUCAAACUAGCUGAGACACUCAACAUGGACAGGACGCAGGUAGUGAAUAUUACACAUGUAGAAGGUCGAAAUAAUCGAGAUGGAAACAUCCAGGUGCAGUUCAAGCAUGCAGAAAAUGUAAGCUUAUGUGUGCGAGCCUCGAAAAAAGAAGCAGUAGUGAUAGAACAAAGCAUCUCCGAGGCCCCCGUGGAAGUUGCUAAAAUGAAAGUGACCAUACGACGCGCCCUGACCAAAGCCAAUAAGUCGUUAUUAUGGCUAGCACAACAAAAACUAAGACCGGCCUACAAAUACGUCUGGUUCGAGGAUGGAAAGGUGCUACUACGUAAAGACGACAAAUCCAAGCCUAAGGUCGCUCGAAGCGAAGCUGACAUUGAGAAGCUCUCAGCAUUAACGGAAAUAAUCGGCCAAAGUUCCAAGCGGUAA
This is a messenger RNA of Parnassius apollo (apollo), 702 nucleotides long. The record is from the annotation of a GenBank genome assembly. Lineage: Eukaryota; Metazoa; Arthropoda; Insecta; Lepidoptera; Papilionidae.